GCCAGAUUCACACAAAUCUUCUUCCUUCAAUUAUUUCAACUUCUCUUGGCGUGAGAUUUGAGAUGAGUUUGGUCUGAAUGUUUGGUGGUUUUGGAUAUGGACCGGAGGAGCUGGUUAUGGCGGAGGAAGUCAUCUGAGAAAAGUCCCGGCGAAACUGAGAGUACUGGCUCUGUCUCUUCUCAUUCUGAAAGAUUCUCAGACGAUCAGAGAUCUCAAUCACCGGAAUUAAUAUCUAAACCGGUAACAAGAGAAGAAGAGGCAACGGCGGAUAUCAAGAUUCUAACGGAGAGGCUCUCUGCAGCUCUUUUAAAUGUCAGUUUAAAGGAAGAUCUUGCUAAACAGCAUGCUAAAGUUGCAGAGGAAGCUGUCUCAGGUUGGGAAAAGGCAGAGAACGAAGCUGCGGCUCUGAAGCAACAGCUUGAUGCUUCUACGAGUAAGGUUUCGGCUCUUGAGGAUCGAAAUAGUCAUCUUGAUAGUGCGCUUAAGGAAUGUGUGAGGCAACUCUGGCAAGGAAGAGAAGAGCAAAAUCAGAAGAUCGAAGAAGCUAUAAACAAUAAAUGCAAAGAGUGGGAAACUAAAAAAUCUCAACUUGAAGCCCGAAUUGAGGAGCUCCAAACUAGACAAGACGUUACUACUGCUUCGGUCCACGAAGACCUUUACCCGAAACUUGAGGCUUUAGAGAAAGAGAAUUCAAGUUUGAAGCUUCAACUACUUUCAAAAGCUGAGGAGGUCAAGAUUAGAACUAUAGAGAGGGACUUAAGCACUCAGGCGGCUGAAUUUGCCAGUAAACAACAGUUGGAAGGGAUUAAAAAGUUGACUAAACUUGAAGCGGAAUGCAGGAAACUGAGAGUCAUGGUUCGGAGAUCCGACAAUUCCAGUGAGCUCAAAUCUUCUAUAGAUAACCAGUCAGACUACUCCGGGAGAGUUUCUUUUAGUGAUAAUGAAAUGCAGAGUCCCUCUGAGAGGACUAUUGGGAAAACUUCGAUGGCUCCUUCAGUAGACAUCGGUUUAAUGGAUGAUUUUCUCGAGAUGGAAAAGCUCGCUGCUCUGCCGCAUUCUGAACCUGGAAGAAAAAAAUCAGAGAAUAACAAGGACUUAGAGAACUCUAAUGCUCAAUCAAACCAACUAAAGCAUGAACUCAAAACCUCGCUUCACAGAAUUUCUGAACUGGAAGAAAAAGUAGAGAUGGUAGAGGUAGAGAAAUUGCAACUGGAGAUGGCUUUGAAUGGAUCCAAAGAGCAAAUUGAGGCAUUGCAGAGUCGGUUAAAGGAGAUAGAGGGGAAGUUAUCCGAGAUGAAGAAACUAGAGGCAGAGAACGAGGAACUAGAGUUGUUGUUGGGUGAAUCAGGAAAGCAAAUUCAGGAUCUUCAAAGACAGUUAAACAAAGCUCAAGUGAAUAUGUCAGAACUAGAGACUAGAAGAGCAGAGAAGCUGGAACUGACCAUAUGUCUGAAUGGAACGAAAAAGCAGCUUGAGACAUCGCAAAAUCGGCUAAAGGAAACAGAGAGAAAGUUAACAGAGCUUCAAACUCUGCUUCAUCUAACAAAGGAUGCAAAAGAAGCGGCUGAGGAUGGUGUAAAGGCUGCAAAUGAGAAAACUGAAGCGGUUGAAUCAAGACUUAGAGAUGUCGAAGCAGAAGCGGAAUCUUUGACCUUGAAAAUCAAAUCUCUGGAAGAUGUCACAGAAAAGGAACGUGAUUUAUCAGCAAAACACAUUUCAAAGUGCAACGAACUGCAAGAUGAGAUCUCAAAACUAAAACAAGAACUCGAGCAUCAUCAAGAAACAGAGCCUGAGCCAAACCAUAUGAAAGGUUUUGAGCUGAAGCAGGAGAAGGAAUUAGCAGUGGCUGCCUCAAAAUUUGCAGAGUGUCAGAGAACUAUUGCGUCGCUGGGCCAGCGAUUACAGUCACUGGCUACACUUGAAGAUUUCUUGAUUGAAUCUUGAGGAGGAGCUUGAUCUUUCCCCAUGAAUGCUGACAAGAAUCGAUAGACUCCUCUAAGAUCUGGAUGAUGAUGAGUAGCUGAAUAUUGCGAAAGAGACUUGGAA
Molecule: messenger RNA, 2046 nt
Organism: Arabidopsis arenosa
Lineage: Eukaryota; Viridiplantae; Streptophyta; Magnoliopsida; Brassicales; Brassicaceae
Source: the annotation of a GenBank genome assembly